Molecule: messenger RNA, 714 nt
Organism: Miscanthus lutarioriparius
Lineage: Eukaryota; Viridiplantae; Streptophyta; Magnoliopsida; Poales; Poaceae
Source: the annotation of a GenBank genome assembly
AUGGCAUCUUCUCCUCAGCCGUCUAGCGUGAGGAUCCAGAUGUCUUCGCCGCAGACCAGCAACGCCAUAGCACCGCCGACGCCCAAGGGCGGAGCCGAAAACGACUCACCGACGACCAUGCGGGUGAUGGCAGCAUCGGCAGGCUCCGGGACAAUGGCAGACAAGGUGAUGACAAGCGCGUCCAACCUGGCGCAGCUGUUGCCGACGGGCACGGUGCUGGCGUACCAGGCGCUGUCCCCGUCCUUCACCAACCACGGCACCUGCACGGUGGCCAACCAGUGGCUGACGGCGGCCCUGGUCGGCGUCCUGGCGGGCUUCUCCCUCUUCUUCUCCUUCACGGACAGCGUCGUCGGCCGCGACGGGAAGCUCUACUACGGCGUGGCCACCCCGCGAGGGUUCAACGUGUUUAACUUCUCCGGCGAGGAGGAGGAGCGGGAGUGGGCGGUCGGCCAGCUCCGGAGGCUCCGGCUCCGCCCGCGCGACUACGUGCACGCGCUCUUCGCCGCCGUCGUGUUCCUCACCGUCGCGUUCAGCGACGUCGGCCUGCAGAAGUGCUUCUUUCCUGGUGCUGGUGAAAAUACCCACGAGCUUCUCAAGAAUCUCCCGCUCGGGACGGCGUUCCUGUCGAGCUUCGUGUUCUUGAUCUUCCCGACCACAAGGAAGGGCAUCGGAUACAACGACACCACUCCGCAACAAAAGGCAACAGCAACAUGA